Messenger RNA from Agrilus planipennis (emerald ash borer), 686 nucleotides. RefSeq names its product zinc finger protein 708-like. The transcript is spliced from 3 exons. NCBI's taxonomy places the organism in Eukaryota, Metazoa, Arthropoda, Insecta, Coleoptera, Buprestidae. The coding region runs from base 97 to 534 and encodes 145 amino acids. The record is from RefSeq and is a predicted model, not a curated record. Gene Ontology annotation, biological process: regulation of DNA-templated transcription. Gene Ontology annotation, molecular function: DNA-binding transcription factor activity, RNA polymerase II-specific; RNA polymerase II cis-regulatory region sequence-specific DNA binding.
ACCAUCUCAAACUACAUAUGCGCGUUCAUACAAGACAAAAGCUGUUCAGAUGUGAAACUUGUGGACAAACAUUUACUCAGAAGUAAAGAUACUUUAAUGCAUCAUCAAGUAUUACAUACAGGCCAACGUCCUUUUGAAUGUCCCAUUUGCGGCAAAAGUUUCGUCCAAAAAUCAGACUUGCCCAGACACCUUCGCGUCCAUACAGGAGUGUAUAAGUGUCAGUUGUGUCAGGAAAGGUUUUCCAAAAAAGAUCACCUCGAUGAUCAUAUACGUGUUCAUAAAGGAGAAAAGCUGUUCAAGUGUGAAACCUGUGGACAGAGAUUUACUUAUAAAAGUGGUUUGACGAGUCACAAAAUGAUGCAUACGGGCGAACGCCCAUUUAAAUGUCCGACUUGCGGCAAAGGUUUCAUCCGAAAAAUAGACUUAAAUAGGCACGUUCACGUCCAUACCGGACAGUACAAGUGCCAAGUGUGUCAGAAAAGAUUUUCUGUAAAAGUACAUCUUGAUAAACAUAUGGACGUUCACACAGAGUAAUCACGAAUGUAAAAUUCUUUUUUCUAAAGAACACACACCUGCAGUUAAUUAUUACUAUCAGUUUAUAUUCACACAGUUUUAUUUUUUUUUCUUACACGUCGUAAUUUAUUUAAAAAGCAAUAGGUAACUAUUAAGUUAAAUUUAGUUUCAUA